Molecule: messenger RNA, 3177 nt
Organism: Thermothielavioides terrestris NRRL 8126
Lineage: Eukaryota; Fungi; Ascomycota; Sordariomycetes; Sordariales; Chaetomiaceae
Exons: 4
Coding region: 1-3177 (1058 amino acids)
Biological process (GO): DNA-templated transcription; positive regulation of transcription by RNA polymerase II
Molecular function (GO): DNA-binding transcription factor activity, RNA polymerase II-specific; sequence-specific DNA binding; zinc ion binding
Source: RefSeq, a predicted model, not a curated record
AUGGACCCGGCCGCCGUCUUCCGAAACCAAUCCCUCGGCGCAGCAUUCCAGCGGCCAUCCCAGCAGCACCUCUUCCUGGGCAGACCCCCCGCCCCGGGGCCCUAUCCAUGGGACAAGCCGGAAAAUGAAGCGCACGAUGCGCCGCGCCGCGUUGCCCAUACUCUGACCGCGUGUUACCGGUGCCACGAGAAGAAGUCGAGGUGCGACCCCACCCUGCCGCGAUGCCUCGCCUGCGAGCGAUCACGUUCGACGUGCGAGUACUACGACAGCACCAAGGGCCGGUGGAUCAACCGCACCUACAUCGUUACGCUCCAGAAGAAGGUGCGCGAACUGGAGGCCGAGCUUGCCCAGUUCACAGAGCAGGAGGGCGAAUACCCGCACGACCAUGACGACAUGGUCUUCCCCGGCGGCAUCGUCCGCCUCGAUGAGACGGACGAGCUGCCCCGCUAUCUCGGCCCGAGCAGUGGCACCGCCAUGAUACGACUGCUCAUGGAGAAAGCCAAGAAGUUGGCUGAGUCGCACCGGAUAGCCAACGUCAUCCCCGCCGUGCUUGCGAGGCGAGCAGAGCGGAGAGACCGCAUGCAGAGCGUGGUCAUGGGAGGCAGCAUAAGCGGGCCGUCGGGCAGGAAAAGGAGUUACCCAGCUCAUAGUGUCAUCCCGGCGUCUUCCUUACCAAGUAGGGAGAUCGUCGAUGGACUGGUUCGGGCUUUCAAUGACAGAGUCCAAGUCAUCACGCCGGUCUUACAUGAGAAGACGUUGGAGGAAGAUGUGAAGGCCGUGUUUGCCGGCGACAAGGAUCCGUACAGGCACUUUGUUGUGAACAUGGUCGUCGCAAUCAGCCUGCAGAAGGUGGGAAAGUACGCCGGCCUCCCGGACAGCUACUAUCUCAACGCGAUGCGGCGUUUCGAGGACGUUGUCCGUCCUCAAGAUCUGAAAACGCUGCAGUGCCUGGUCCUGAUCGGGCAAUAUGCGCUCAGCACGCCGACAAGAACCGCCAACUACUACCUGGCCGGUCUCGCGACGAGGAUAUGCCAACAGAUGGGUCUCGGCGACGAGAGAACAAUCAGCCUGGGCGUCUCUGACCCGCUGACGCUAGACAUGAGGAGGCGGCUGAGCUGGAUCGUCACCGCGCAGGAGUUCAGCCUUGCUUACAACAUGGGUCGACCGAAUGGGUUUGCCAAGAGCGACGAUUUCAUGAGCGUCAAAUUCUUCGAAGCGGUUCCGGACGCCGACAUCACGCCCGAGGGCAUCCGCCACGGUCGGCCUUGCGAGCGGAAGCUAGUCGCCAUCCACUUCUGCAAGAUGCGGCUUCUGCAGGCAGAGAUACGUCGCGUUCUGUACGAGAAGAAACGGCCAGAGCCUGUCCAUGAAACGCAUCCGUGGUUCACUGAGAUGGAACAGAAGCUCAGGGGCUGGCUCGACAGCUGCCCGGAACAGCCUGCGUGGUGCAAGCCUUGGUAUGACGGCCUGCUUGCUGCGCACUACUACAACAUGAUCUUCGCUCUCUACCGGCCGUCCCCGCAAGUGCCGCGGCCGACCAGCCACGCAGCCGUGAAAUGUUUUGAGGCGUCACGAUCCAUCAUCGACUCUACAUCUCAACAAAUCGAGCAAGGGAUCGCAGACAUCAACUUGGAGGCCUUAUUGAUCAUCUACGCCUCGUUGAAUGCGCUUCUUUGGUCCAUCUCAUACCCCGAAGUCCGGGCUGAACACCCCCGAGACGAGGUCCAAGACCUUGCGGCGACCGCUCUCGAGGCGAUCAAGGUAUUCUCAGAUCGCUGGCCCGGCUCUUCAUCUGCAGUGCAACUGUACACAUCACUCGCCAACGCCUGUUUGCAAAGCUAUGAUGUAGGGGAGGAAACACCGUCACCCUCCUCGAGCAGCCAGCUCGGCACACCUGUAUCGCUCGCCGGCUCAAUAUCACCCGAAUCAGAAGCCUCGAAGCACACACCCGUCAGCCAGACGCAGCCGCAGUUGGCCACGCCGUUAUUCAACUCAUCCCCGUUCGGCUAUCCUUUUGACGCGGCCUCCGACCCUUUGGCCGCUCAAUAUGCAUUCGACCACGGGCCGCCCCCUUUUCCGCACCAGCCCACCUUCCGCUCCAACUCUAUUUUCAUGAGUCCAUCAACAGACGCAAACGGCCGCAGGUUGUCGCAUCUCGCCCCCGACACUACCCCUUCGACCGGAGCCCCUGACUCUGAGAGAACCGAGAGCUCUUCGCCGACUCUCUCAGCGACACCCAAGCAAGAGCCGACAACCACACCAGCACCCGCAGUCAGGGCACUGCCCACGCCACCGGAGUCAAUGGUUCCGCCAGCGAUCCAUCCGAACAAUGUCAGUCAGUCACCGGGACUGGCUCCGGGGGCAGGGCAAGCUGCCACUCCGAUCCCAACACCCACUCUGCAUGCGGCCGGCCCGGCUCCGCCUCCCCAACACAUCCCGGUGCCAGUCAUCCAGGUAAAGCGGGAGGCCGAGGAGUUGUUUUUCACUCCCCAAUUCAAGCCGCAGCACCAGCAGCAGCAGCCCGGGCCGCCUCCCCGACAACCAGUCCCACCACCGACCUUCAUCACCCCACGGCAACCAAGCCCUCAGCAGCGGCCCCCAGCGCCGUCCAGCGCGUCAACCGACUGGUACAAUCCGCUCCCUCCAUUCGUCCCGCCUCACGCCUUCUCAAACGCGGUCGCUGGCGGGCCCACCUCCUUCUGGGAAGGCCCGCAAGCUCCCUUCGCCGCCACCGCCCCCGCUGCCCCGUAUACCCAGGUCGCCGGCGGCGUGGUACCCAGACCGUACGGAAACGCCGCCGCAGACUGGGACUUUUCCUGGGGCCCCGGCCCGCAGCAACAUCAACAGCAGCAACACCCGCAGCAGCAGCAACAGCAGCAACACCAACCACCACCGCAACCCGAUCCAUGGUUUCCCACGGGGCUGGCCCCCCCGGGCGGCGAGUAUUACGCGUCGUUCCUGAACGGCCGGCACGGCAGCCUGAGCCAGGAGCAGCAGCUGGAGCUGAUGGACGUGCUCGAGGCCGAGGGCAUGAAUGAUAUCGACAGCUAUUUGAAUAUGGGGGGCGGGGUGGGGUGGGGAGCGGCGCCGGACGCGCCGGGGCACGGUGGUGCCGGGGCCGGGGUCGGGGUCGGGCCCGGGGUCAGCGCCGGGCCUGGGGGUGUGAAUUGGGGUUGA